Messenger RNA from Diachasmimorpha longicaudata, 1216 nucleotides. It is a transcript of the gene Surf1, whose product is annotated as surfeit locus protein 1. Bases 292 to 1188 code for a protein of 298 amino acids. The transcript has a single exon. The record is from RefSeq and is a predicted model, not a curated record. Lineage: Eukaryota; Metazoa; Arthropoda; Insecta; Hymenoptera; Braconidae. Gene Ontology annotation, cellular component: membrane; mitochondrion. Gene Ontology annotation, biological process: mitochondrial respiratory chain complex IV assembly.
AAAAACUUGUCCUCAAGAGGAACCUCAUCUUCAUAAUCAAAAGGACAAGUGAAAUAAUUCUUUUAACAAGUUCUGUCAGAAUUACCAAGUCAAGAAUUUUCCAAUUUCGUCCUUUAAAAUCCUCCACUAUUUUCGAAUUCUCAACAGCUGUUCCCAUCUCCACGCAACUUCAGACAGCUGUCAAGUAUAAAUAUAGUAGGUUAUGUGAUAAUCUUCGAGUGUUGCUCCACAAUUACAUAUCAACUAACAACCGCCACCGGUUGUCAACUAUCAAUCAUCAACUAAGGAACAAUGAGUCUCCUGAGAUUAUCUCACCGUCUCCUGAAGUUUCAAAGCUCAUUGCUGGCUGUCCGGCCCCCGGAGGAGUGUCUCGCCCUCAGAAAAGUGUACCACCAAACCUCCUUCGAUCACAAAUAUCGCAAACACCAGCAGGAAAAGGAGCACGAGAAGCGAAUAGAUGGAUUAGGCUGGGCCAUUCUGCUGAUUCCUGUCGGGACCUUCGUACUGGGUACUUGGCAGGUCCAGAGGAGGCAGUGGAAGAUGCAACUCCUCAAGGAUCUACAUGGCAAAGUAACAUCAGAACCCAUUCCCUUUCCCGAGAAUCCCCAGGAGUUGGAUAAAAUGGAAUACUGUCCAGUGACAGUGAAGGGGGAAUUUUUGUACGACAAGGAAAUAGUAAUUGGGCCCAAGAGUCUCAUUAUGGACGGCUCGAGUGUUGGUGAGAAGACAGGGGGACUCAUGAGCACGAGCCACUCAACUGGAUACUGGAUCGUCACUCCUUUUAAACUCUACGAUCGUGAUGUGACGAUUCUGAUUAAUCGUGGCUGGGUGAAGGCCAGGAGGGGAAAAAUACCGCAGAGGGAAUUGGGACAUGUGCCUGGGGUUGUCGAACUCACUGGGAUCGUUCGACAUAACGAGGAAAGGCCCCUGUUCAUGCCCAAGAACUCAGCACAGACUAAAAUGUUUGGCUAUCGAGAUGUCAAUGCUAUGGCUAAGCAGACCGACUCAGACCCUAUUUUCUUGGAUUUAAUAGCACGCGAUGGGACUCCUGGGGGUCCCAUUGCUGGACAGACGAGAAUUUUUAUGAGAAAUGAACACAUGAGUUAUAUCAUCACAUGGUACGCUCUGUCGGCGUUGACUGCCAUAAUGUGGUACAGACUGUACAUUCUCAAGUUACCUUUGUUCUAAAUAAAAUCUAGUGUUUAUGUUGUUAUUA